Messenger RNA from Insectozyma verbasci, 2826 nucleotides. The record is from the annotation of a GenBank genome assembly. Lineage: Eukaryota; Fungi; Ascomycota; Pichiomycetes; Serinales; Debaryomycetaceae.
AUGGUUGAACCAAAUGAUAAGAGAAGAAAAAUAGAAGAGAGUAAUGGUGGUACUAUAAAAGUUAAAGGUUCAAAGAUUUUUAAUCCUUUUAGAGUUCUUGGUAAUGUCACUGAUUCAACUCCAUUUUCAAUUGGUAAUUUAGGAUCUACUUUUUAUGCAGUUACUUCAAUUGGUAAAAGUUUUCAAAUUUAUGAUUUAAAUACAUUACACUUAUUAUUUGUAUCUCAAACUCAAACUCCAAGUAAAAUUACAUGUUUAAAUGCUCAUUUUCAUUAUGUUUAUGCUGCUUAUUCAAAUAAAAUUGGUAUUUAUAAAAGAGGUAGACUAGAACAUACAUUAACUUGUGAAACUCAGGGAAAUAUUUCUCAUAUGAUUGUGUUUGGUGAAUAUUUAAUUGCAACUUGUACUUUGGGAAAUAUAUUUGUAUUUAGAAAAAUUGAAGGUAUGAAAUAUCCAACUGAAUUAUAUACUGUUAUAAAAGUUGUAAAAAAUGUUGAUAUUAAUGGUGAAAUUGUGGGUUUAAUUCAUCCACCGACCUAUUUAAAUAAAAUUGUCGUUGUUACAACUUCUGGAUUGUUUAUUAUAAAUGUUAGAUCAAGAAAAUUGUUAUUUAAAUCUGAUAAUUUCCAAAAUGAAUCAUUAUCAUGCAUUGAAUCAGCACCAGUUUUAGAUGUAGUAGCAUUAGGAACAACAAAAGGAAAUAUAUUCUUAUAUAAUUUAAAAAAGGGUAAGAUAUUAGGUGAUGUCAUUAAAACUUCAGGUUCUGAAAAUGGUGAUAAAAUUACUUCAAUAAGUUUUAGAUCUGAUGGUACUCCUCAUUUAGUUGCAAGUUUAAAUUCUGGUGAUUUAUACUUUUAUGAUUUAAAUAAAAAAGCCAGAGUUCAUAUUUUAAGAUCUGCUCAUAAAGAAUCUUAUGGUGGUGUUUCAAAAGCUCAAUUUUUAAAUGGUCAGCCUAUUUUAUUAACAAAUGGUGGUGAUAAUCAUUUAAAAGAAUUUGUAUUUGAUCCAAAUUUAUCAACUUCAAAUUCAAGUAUAAUUGCUCCUCCAAGACAUUUAAGAUCAAGAGGUGGUCAUUCAGCUCCUCCAAUUGCUAUAAAUUUCCCCGAUGAAGAUAAAACUCAUUAUUUAUUAAGUGCCUCUAGAGAUCGUUCAUUUUGGUCAUUUUCAUUAAGAAAAGAUGCACAAGCUCAAGAAAUGUCACAAAGAUUACCAAAGACAAAAGAUGGUAAAAGACAAGCUGGACAAGUUUCUUCUAUAAAAGAAAAAUUCCCCGAAAUUUUAUCAAUUGCAAGUUCAAAUUCAAGAGAAGGUGAAUGGGAAAAUAUUGUAACUUGUCAUAAGGAUGAACCAUUUGCAAGAACAUGGAAUUCUACAACUAAAAAAGUUGGACGUCAUAAUUUACCAACUGUAGAUCAUGGAAUAUGUAAAUCUAUUUGUAUUUCACAAUGUGGUAAUUUUGCAUUGGUUGGUUCAAGUUUUGGAGGUAUUGGUUCUUAUAAUUUACAAUCUGGUUUAUUAAGAAAAAAAUAUAUGCUACAUAAAAAUACAUCAGUAACUGGAUUAGCAAUUGAUGGUAUGAAUAGAAAAAUGGUAAGUUGUGGAUUAGAUGGUAUUAUUGGUUUUUAUGAUUUUAGUAAAUCAAAAUAUGUAGGUAAAUUACAAUUAAAUUCACCAAUUACACAAAUGAUAUAUCAUAAACUGUCAGAUUUGAUAGCUUGUGCAUUGGAUGAUUUAUCAAUUGUAGUUGUAGAUGUUACAACUCAAAAAAUAGUCAGAGUUUUAUAUGGUCAUACAAAUCGAGUUUCUGGUCUUGAUUUUUCACCGGAUGGUAGAUGGAUAGUAUCUGUAAGUUUAGAUUCAACUUUAAGAACUUGGGAUUUACCUACUGGUGGUUGUAUAGAUGGUAUAAUAUUACCAACAGUAGCAACAAAUGUUAAAUUUUCUCCAUUGGGUGAUUUAUUAGCAACUACUCAUGUUUCAGGAAAUGGUAUUUCAUUAUGGACAAAUAAAUCACAAUUUAAACCUAUAAGUACGAGGCACAUAGAAGAAGAAGAAGAAUUUGCUAAUAUUUUAUUACCUAAUGCUUCAGGAGAUGGUGGGGCAACAUUAUUAGAUGGUGCAUUCGAUGAAGAAGAAAUUGAAUUGAAUACUGGUUCGUAUUUAUCAGUUGAUCAAAUUGAUAAAAAUUUAAUUACAUUAUCUUUGAAGUCUAGAGAUAAAUUUAAUACUUUAUUAUAUUUAGACAAUAUUAAACAAAGAAAUAAACCAAAAGAAGCAGUUAAAAAACCAGAAAAAGCUCCAUUUUUCUUACAAUUACAAGGUGAACAAGUUGGUGAUCGGGCAAUUGUAGCUGAAAAUGGAACAAAAGAAUUGGAAAAAGAUGAAGAAAUCAAUGAAAGUAGAUUAUUAAAAUUAAGUAAUGAUGGAAUAAAAUUACAAACUUUUGAAAGUGAAUUCACAAAAAGAUUAAGAGAAUCAAGUGAUUUGAAUGAUUAUUCCGAAUUUAUUAAUUAUUUAGUAAAUUUACCUCCUUCAAAAUUAGAUUUAGAGAUUAGAUCAUUGAAUACGAUCCCACCAUUGAAUGAAAUAACCAACUUUUUAAGAAGUCUUAAUUUUGCAUUGAGUACCAAAUGUAAUUUUGAAAUUAUACAAUCAUUAUUUACAAUGUUUUUAAGAAAUCAUGGUGAUAUAAUUCACCAAAAUGAAAAUGAAGUCGAAUUAAAUGAACAGAUUAAUCAAUACUUACAAUUGAACAAAUCAAUGAAUAACAAUCUUGAUGAGUUAACAAAAUAUUGUUCAAGUAUAAUUUCAUUAAUUGGUAAAUAG